UCAAAUGCAAGUAUGCAACAGUAUCUUUUUUUUUUUUUUGAGUUUUAUCUUAAAUUACCUCGAAAUUUCAGUACAUUUUAGUGCUGAGGAUUUCCCAGGAACCAAAAUUCCUUAAUAAUUAUCAGCAAAAAACAUCAAGAACCCACCUUUCGUUUAGCUAAAGAUUCUCUUCUUUGUCCUAAAACUUCAUGCUUUAAACUUGUUUUCAUAGAAAAACAAGCAUGAGUUUCUCCAAGUUGGUCUCUUUGUUUUUGAUAUUGCAUCUGCUUAAUCCAACAGUUGUUUUGUCAUCUUCUUCUUUGAGCUCGUCAAAUGGGUUGUCCGAAAUCCCCAAGAAGUUCCUUGAUUUUGCUAAAAGACAGGAGCUUGUUGAUUGGAUGGUGGGCAUUAGGAGGAAGAUACAUGAGAAUCCUGAAUUGGGAUAUGAGGAAUUUGAGACAAGUAAGCUGAUCAGACAAGAACUGGAUAAAAUGGGUAUUCCUUAUAAAUACCCAGUUUCAGUUACUGGUGUUGUUGGCUUUGUUGGGACUGGUAAACCUCCUUUUGUUGCAAUAAGGGCAGAUAUGGAUGCUUUUUCUAUGCAGGAACUGGUCGAGUGGGAGCACAAGAGUAAACAUCCGGGGAAAAUGCAUGCCUGCGGGCAUGAUGCUCAUGUUUCAAUGCUUCUUGGUGCUGCAAAAAUACUAAAAGAGCAUCUUGAAGAGUUAAAGGGUACAGUUGUUCUUGUUUUCCAACCAGCUGAGGAAGGAGGUGGAGGGGCAAAGAAGAUGCUAGAUGAAGGUGUGUUAGAGGAUGUUGAUGCAAUCUUUGGGCUGCAUGUUGCACCAGAUCAACCUAUUGGUACAGUGGCCUCCAGGUCCGGUCCUUUACUGGCUGGUAGUGGCUUCUUUGAUGCUGUAAUAAGCGGAAAAGGAGGCCAUGCAGCCAUUCCUCAGCAUUCAAUAGACCCAAUUUUGGCAGCCUCUAAUGUUGUUGUUAGCCUACAACAUCUUGUUUCACGUGAAGCUGAUCCACUGGAUUCCCAGGUGCUGACUGUUGCAAAAUUUCAAGGAGGUGGUGCUUUCAAUGUCAUUCCUGAUUCCGUUACAAUUGGUGGGACCUUCCGAGCAUUUUCAAAAGAAAGUUUAUUGCAACUUAAACAGCGGAUUGAGGAGGUUAUCAAAGGGCAAGCUGCUGUUCAGAGGUGCAGUGCGACUGUUGAUUUCUACGAAAACAAGAAACCGGUACCCCUUUUUCCUCCAACCAUAAAUAAUAAGGACUUGCACGAGCUGUUCCAGAAAGUUGCAGGGGAUAUGCUUGGCACUGACAAAAUUAAAGACAUGCAACCACAGAUGGGAUCUGAGGAUUUUUCAUUUUUCCAAGAGGCAAUUCCUGGGUAUUUCUUCUUCCUUGGAAUGCAAAAUGAGGACAGUCCACCACUCAAAUAUUUUCGUUCACCCUACUUUAUGAUCAAUGAAGAUGUUCUUCCUUAUGGAGCUGCACUUCAUGCAUCAUUGGCCGCUAGGUAUCUCCUUGCAGCAGAGCCAAAAAAUCAUUCGCCAUUGGAAAAUUCCCAUGAUGAACUGUGAAGAAUCUUGACCGUCCUUACUGGGGUUGGCACUUAAUAGUGCUGCUGCUGCUGUAGAUACAACCUUGUUUUAGUUGAACAUAUCAAACUUAUGCUUCAAGUUCAUUAAUCAAAGUGUCCGAAAUAACAAUUUACAAUGUCCUUUAACUAUUUGUUCUUUCUUUUCCCCCUUCCUUUGGAGGUUUUUGCUAUAAUGCUAGGGGCUAUGUUACCUUCGAGACUAUUUCCUUCAUCCCGUCCACUUCAAUACUUCAAUCCAUCGCCAUAAGGUUUUAUUUAUUUAUUUAUUUAUAAAAGGGGUUGUAGUUUGAAAAAGUUGUAUGAAUAAAUUGAAUUAAACUUAUCAUUACAAGUUUAGUCCUUUAUGAUUGGCU
Molecule: messenger RNA, 1941 nt
Organism: Durio zibethinus
Lineage: Eukaryota; Viridiplantae; Streptophyta; Magnoliopsida; Malvales; Malvaceae
Product: IAA-amino acid hydrolase ILR1-like 4
Biological process (GO): auxin metabolic process
Cellular component (GO): endoplasmic reticulum
Molecular function (GO): IAA-Ala conjugate hydrolase activity
Source: RefSeq, a predicted model, not a curated record